Alternaria ethzedia is the source of this 723-nucleotide messenger RNA. RefSeq lists its product as uncharacterized. Lineage: Eukaryota; Fungi; Ascomycota; Dothideomycetes; Pleosporales; Pleosporaceae. The transcript has a single exon. Gene Ontology annotation, cellular component: cytoplasm. Gene Ontology annotation, biological process: peptidyl-lysine monomethylation; peptidyl-lysine dimethylation. Gene Ontology annotation, molecular function: protein-lysine N-methyltransferase activity. Bases 1 to 723 code for a protein of 240 amino acids. The record is from RefSeq and is a predicted model, not a curated record.
AUGACCGCACCCACGCACCUCGACCCCAGCGAACUGGGCACGAAAUCCUACUGGGACGCCGCCUACAACACCGAACGCCAAAACUUUGCCGCAAACGCCGACGACGAAGGCACGAUAUGGUUCAGCGACGCGGGCGCCGAGGAGCGCAUGCUGUCUUUCCUUGAAGACCUCAGCGACGAGGGCCACAUACACAAAGAGGACGACGGGGACGACCACAACGCGGCGCGGUUCCUGGACCUGGGAACGGGAAAUGGGCAUUUGCUCUUUGCGCUGCGCGAGGACGAGUGGAACGGCGAGAUGGUUGGCGUCGAUUACUCUGCGCAGAGCGUCACGCUUGCCACGUCGAUUCGCGACGCGAAGGAUGACUCUUACAAGGACAUUGCGUUCCAUGAGUGGGAUAUUCUGUCGCAGGCACCAGGCGCGUGGCUAGGCGCUGGCUUCGAUGUCGUACUGGACAAGGGCACAUUUGACGCCAUCUGCUUGUCGCAAGAAGAAGACGCGCAAGGUCGUAGGAUCUGCGAGGGUUACAGGGAAAAGGUCGAGCCCCUCAUGAAGAAGGGCGGCAGGUUCCUCAUCACAAGCUGCAAUUGGACAGAAGAAGAGCUCAAGGGCUGGUUUGGAGGCGGAGAGCUGGAGUUUGAGGGCAAAGUCAAAUAUCCCAGCUUCACCUUUGGAGGCAAGACGGGCAGCAGUGUUGUUACGCUGUGCUUCAAGAGGGUGUGA